CAUAUCUGUCAAACGUUCCAGGAUUUGUGAUUAUAAACAACUAAAUACAUAAAUAGGAAAUUUGUAUUAUUUACUUUUAGACUCAUAUCAUAUCUCUCAACAGUACCAGAAGUAAAAGAUGUGGAAACCAUUUGUCGAUGGAAACGUAUUGUAUUUGUUGCAAUUUAAAAAAGUUGAUGGCACUUUUUCUUUUUUGGUAACAAACUUCUCUUUGUUUUGGAAAUGUGAUCUGACUGAUGAUGAAUUGGUUUCCAAUUUUAAGGUUAAGAAUCCAUUAAUAGAUGCCACCCCAGAUCAAAUAAUCAGUAAUUUCUUAGCAAUCCUAGAAAAUUUUAAAAAUCUUGUCAUAUGUACAGAAAAAAUUGAUGAUAAGCUUCAAGUGAUAUUUGAAAAGAACUGUGAUAAUAACAGAGCUUUUGAACAAAAGCUCACCUAUACCAUUGCUCUACAGAAACUAAGAGAAAGAGAUACAAGUGAAGAUAAUCUUAAGCAGGAGUUUAUGGUUUCUUCACUUAAGACAAUCUAUUUAUUGGAAAAACAGAAACAAAUGUUGGUAAAUUUAGUUGAAAAAAAGGAUAGAGAAUUAGAGGAGUAUAGAAUGGAAAAGGGGGAAAUAUCAAGAAGUGACCUAAAAACUGAAAAAUUCAAUCCGCAAAGCUUACAAGUGAACAAUAACAAUUUCCUACUAAACAUUUUUACCAAUGAACAACAUGAGAUGUUUUGGAAACAGUUUACACAAAACCAUGGGGAUAUUGAAACAGAAAAUUUACAUAUUGAAUUAGAACCCUGGAAUGUAAAGCCCAAAAAGAGAGUUAUCCACAAUGGAAAAAAUAUAGUUAAAAAGGGGUCAGGUGUAGUGUUUAAAAAGGCUAAGAACAGUUAAGUUUUAUGUAAGUGAUAUGCUAUUAUUUUAAUACUAUAAGGUAUCAGUUUUAUUAUCAGCUAUAUUUUUUUAAUUUCCCACAGUGAUUAUAUGUAGGAAAUUUUAAACUAAAUUGAAUUAUUAAAUAUAUAACUUCAAAAUA
Molecule: messenger RNA, 1025 nt
Organism: Anthonomus grandis grandis
Lineage: Eukaryota; Metazoa; Arthropoda; Insecta; Coleoptera; Curculionidae
Exons: 5
Coding region: 119-883 (254 amino acids)
Biological process (GO): double-strand break repair via nonhomologous end joining
Cellular component (GO): DNA ligase IV complex; nucleus
Molecular function (GO): DNA end binding
Source: RefSeq, a predicted model, not a curated record